Trachemys scripta elegans is the source of this 3692-nucleotide messenger RNA. It is a transcript of the gene AKAP10, whose product is annotated as A-kinase anchoring protein 10. Gene Ontology annotation, biological process: intracellular protein localization. Lineage: Eukaryota; Metazoa; Chordata; Testudines; Emydidae. The coding region runs from base 445 to 2199 and encodes 584 amino acids. The record is from RefSeq and is a predicted model, not a curated record. Gene Ontology annotation, molecular function: protein kinase A binding. The transcript has 16 exons. Gene Ontology annotation, cellular component: plasma membrane.
CCUCUCUCCUCCGUUCCCCCCGGAAGAGGGAGCUUGGCGGUGGCGGUUGUUGACAAUAUGGCGGCUGCUGGCUGCUCCGCGGGAGGAAGAGGCGGAGGGAGAGGAGCCGGCAGGAGGAGGAAGGAGUCUCAUUCAUAGGGAGCCCGGCCCGCUGCUCUCCCCCCUUCCCCGCCCCGGCACCAUGUCCUUCUUCAGGCGGAAAGUGAAAGGCAAAGAACAAGAGAAGACCACAGAUGUAAAAGCAAUUAAAAUUUAUUACAGAACAAGAACUGCAGAUGUUGAGCAAAAUGGGAGCAGCUUCCUUGUUUGGCAGAGCACUCUUCAGUGAUCUGCAUCAUAUGAGCUGCAAUACCAGUACAUUCCCCUCAAAGAAGCACUAGAAAUCAUGCCUUGCUGGAGGCUGCAGGACCAAGCCAUGUGGCAAUUAAUGCCAUCUCCGCCAACAUGGACUCUUUUUCUAGCAGUCGGACAGCUGCUCUUAAGAAGCAGCCAAGUCACAUGGAGGCUGCACAUUUUGGAGACCUAGGCCGAUCGUGUCUGAAUUAUCAGGCUCAAGAGACCAAAUCAAGCCUUUCAAAGACCCUUGAACAAGUCCUGCAGGACAGUGUUGCCCUACCUUAUUUUAUCCAGUUUAUGGCACUGCGUAGAAUGGAACAUUUGGUUAAAUUCUGGUUAGAGGCUGAAAGCUUUCACUCCACAACAUGGUCCCGCAUAAGAGCACACAGCCUGAACACAGUCAAACAGAGCUCAUUGGCAGAGCCAGUGUCUCCCUCAGUAAAACAGCGUGAAACCACAGUAUCUUCUCCAACUGGAUUGCUUGAUGAGAGGUUGGAGGAUUCCAGCACAGUCCAUCUGCUCAUGACCAAGACAGUACCAACAAACCUGAAUGAUAGAAUUAGCAACAUUCAGAACCACUUGCUGUCAAACCACGAUAGCAAUAAUGCCAGGGUACUUCGUCUUGGGACGUCUGAGGCAGGAACCCAUUCUGUUCCAGCUGAACAGCAAGACUCUUCCAAGCUUACAGUAUCAAACCGAAACAGCCCCUCUUCUGCACUAAAGGACUUGUCAGGAAAACUAAUGAAAAGUAUAGAACGGGAUGCAGUUAAUACUUUUACCAAAUAUAUUUCUCCAGAUGCUGCUAAACCAAUACCUAUUACAGAGGCAAUGAGGAAUGACAUAGUGGCAAAGAUUUGUGGGGAGGAUGGACAGGUGGAUCCUAACUGUUUCGUUACUGCACAGUCAAUAGUGUUUAAUGCAAUGGAACAAGAGCACUUUAGUGAAUUUUUGAGAAGUCACCAUUUCUGUAAAUACCAGAUUGAGGUGCUGACCAGUGGGACUGUUUACCUGGCUGAUAUACUCUUCUGUGAAUCAGCACUGUUCUAUUUUUCUGAAUACAUGGAAAAGGAAGAUGCAGUUAAUAUAUUACAGUUCUGGUUGGCAGCAGAUAACUUCCAGUCUCAGCUUGCUGCCAAAAAGGGCCAGUAUGAUGGGCAGGAGGCACAGAAUGAUGCCAUGAUUUUAUAUGAUAGGUACUUCUCCCUUCAAGCCACACAUCCUCUUGGGUUUGAUGACUUUGUGCGAUUAGAAAUUGAAUCCAAUAUCUGCAGGGAAGGAGGUCCACUCCCUAACUGUUUUACUACUCCAUUACGGCAGGCCUGGACCACCAUGGAGAAGGUUUUUUUACCUGGCUUUUUGUCCAGCAACCUUUAUUACAAAUACUUGAAUGAUCUCAUCCAUUCAGUACGAGGAGAUGAAUUUGCAGGGGGGAAUAUUGCACUGACUGUUCAAGGACCCAGUAGCUCUCCUGACAAUGAGCCUCAAACAACUGGUUCUGAUGGCUCUGCCUCCCAGUCCAGUGUCAAAAAGGCUAAUGUUAAAAUCCUGAAAAAUUUUGAUGAAGCAAUAAUUGUAGAUGCUGCAAGUCUGGAUCCAGAAUCUCUAUAUCAACGAACUUAUGCAGGGAAGAUGACAUUUGGAAGAGUCAGUGACCUGGGACAGUUUAUCAGAGAAUCUGAACCAGAACCUGAUGUAAAGAAAUCAAAAGGGUCCAUGUUUUCACAAGCUAUGAAGAAAUGGGUGCAAGGAAACACAGACGAGGCCCAAGAAGAGAUGGCUUGGAGGAUAGCGAAGAUGAUAGUCAAUGAUGUUAUGCAGCAGGCACAAAAUGACCAGCCUUUGGAAAAAGUUACCAAGCUAUGAUUUUAGAAAUGCCAGAGCAAGAAAUCUGGUUUUCUGCUUUUGAAGAUGAGUGAACUUUUUUCCCUUUUGGUGGAGUCUUCUUUAACACAGCCAAUGAAAACAAAACACUGUUACUUCAGACAGCUGAUACUCCCUCAUCCAUCAGGGAGGAGGAAAAGGAGCAAUCCUAUAUCUCCUCCAUAAAGUACAAAGUAAUGGGUUUUUUUUUCUACUGCACGUGGCAUUCACAAUAAUGAAGGUUUUAAAGAGAUGAAGAAGCGAUUCAUGAACAUGUCACUGGAAAACUGUGAUCAGCGUCACAAAUGCUUUACCCCAUCUCGGAAGGACUGUUAAUCGCAAUGUCUGCAAUGGGACAUGGGCCACACUGGGGAGGGGGAAAGGCUUUGUUGUAGUUUCUAGUUCUACUACUACUUGUAAUUUUUAAACACACAACUGUAAAGGCCACAGGGCAGCUUCCCUGACCUUAACCAUUGGAGAGGUGAGCCUGAGAUGAGGAACACAUUGGCAGUGAGUGAUCGAAAGAGCUAUACCCGUUAUAUUUUUCCUUACUUGAACUAGAUGAGUAUUCAACUGUAAGAUAAAUAAAUACAUUUUACUUCCUUCAUAACUGCAUUCAUUUUGAAAGAAGCAUAAAAUGGCCAGGAAUGAAGACUGGACAAUGUAACUCUUUCUGCCCUUAGUCAAGCUGUUACACUUGCAUACACGCAUUCCUUGCUUCUAGAAUGCAGAAGACUUACAAACCAAUCGCUCGCCUCUGCAGCCCUCCAUUUCUGAUUCAUGGCUCUGAGUCCAGGCCACUCUGCUGAGCGGACUGUGCCCAGUGGACUCUGCUCCAUUUUCUUACUUCUCCAUCAUGCAGGUAUAAAAUAACUGCCAUUAUGAGUUGCUGCCAUUCUCCAUAAUGUGCUGUCGUCAGACCGAGACCAUAUCUAUUCCCAGAUGUUUGUUUUUAAGGAAAAAGAUCAUUCAGUUUUAGGACAUUUCGCCUUUAUUUCCCCUUCAUUAUUUUCAGCAUUUGCAACUUAUAUAGCCUUUGUUUUAAACAAAAAGCCACAGCAUCUAUUAUACUUCUCUCUUGGUCGCCAGACCAGCGAGGUGAUUCUGCAGAGCAUCUGAAGCACUCAAGUUGUCACUCCGUUAUAUUAUCGCUGUAUUUUUAUUGUGAAGCAUUUCUGGUUUGGGUUUAUUUUAUUAUGAUUGCUUUGUUUUCUCAAGAUUGUGCAAAAAAUCACUUUAUAAAAAUUCUCAAUCAUCUCCAAUGUUCAGAAAGUCUUGAUUGACUAGCAAAUAUUAUUCUGUUGCAAUAUUUGACUGUAUAGAGGCACACUGUGUAUUGUCUAAGAAGAAGCAAAAAGGCUGUGUAUAAGGUUUUUGGUACUAUGUACCACCUCUUAUUUCUCUCAUGCCCGAGUAUUCAUGUACUUAAAACAUAUUAUAUUUAAUUGUGUUGAUUUAAAAUAUAUAAAUAUUAAAAAUUGUGUCAAUUUUCUGUU